This is a messenger RNA of Sardina pilchardus (European sardine), 5466 nucleotides long. RefSeq names its product ferroxidase HEPHL1-like. Lineage: Eukaryota; Metazoa; Chordata; Actinopteri; Clupeiformes; Clupeidae. The coding region runs from base 132 to 3455 and encodes 1107 amino acids. Gene Ontology annotation, molecular function: oxidoreductase activity; copper ion binding; signaling receptor activity. Gene Ontology annotation, cellular component: plasma membrane. The record is from RefSeq and is a predicted model, not a curated record. The transcript has 21 exons.
ACAUGCGUCAAAAUUGGCAACUUGCCAGCAUAUCCCGGGAUUGCAGUUUCGGUUUUGCUUUGAGCAUGAGUGGACAGAAUUCAUUUGGGUCUCCGGAUCAAAUGAGUUAAGUCUCGAGUGGGAAGGUUACGAUGUUGGACCGCGCUAUAACUUGGAUCGUGGUGUUGCUGGUUCUGUCUUUGGUCGGAGCCGAACAGCGGACAUAUUUUAUCGGAAUCCGUGAGGAAAACUGGGACUAUACGCCAGCUCAAGAAGGUGGAGAGUAUAGAAAGGCUGUGUACAGGCGGUACAAGGACGACUCUUACACUACCGAGGUCCCCAAACCCAAAUGGCUGGGCUUCCUUGGACCGGUCAUCCGGGCGCAGGUUGAUGAUGUCAUCGUGGUGCACCUGAAGAACUUUGGACGUCGACCCUAUUCUAUACACCCCCACGGGCUCUUCUACACCAAGGACUCAGAGGGUGCACUUUACCCUGACAACACUUCAGGUCGUUUGAAAGCUGAUGAUGCAGUUCCUCCAGGCCAAAGCCACACCUACACCUGGGCCGUCCAAUCAGAUUUCGCUCCUGCCGAGGGCGACGCCCCCUGCCUCAGCUGGGCCUAUCACUCGCAUGUCGACGCCCCCAAAGACAUCGCAUCAGGACUCAUAGGACCACUACUGACCUGCAGGAAAGGAUAUCUGCAGGAGGAGAAGAGUGACGGUGUGGGUGUGGAGUUCUUCUUGAUGUUCAGUGUGGUGGAUGAGAACCUGAGCUGGUACCUCAACGAGAACAAUCCAAGCGGAACCGACCCAAACGACGAGGACUUCUUCACGUCCAACCUCAAACACUCCAUAAAUGGGUACAUGUUUGACACACUGCCGGGGCUGAGUGUGUGUGUGGGUGAUCGGGUGGCGUGGCAUCUGAUGGGCAUGGGCAACGAGGCGGAUGUUCACUCCGCCCACUUCUAUGGCCACACCCUCUUGGAGCGCGGGCACCGCCGUGAUGUCAUCAGUGUGUUCCCGGCCACCUUCACCACGGCAACCAUGAUCCCCACGACAACCGGGAGAUGGAGGCUAAGCUGCCUGGUCAACGAGCAUAUGGAAGCUGGCCUGCAGGCGUUCUACGAGGUGAGCUCAUGCUCCCCCUCUAUCGCCACGGAGACCAGCGGAAGGAAGCGGCAUUAUUACAUCAGAGCUGAGGAGCAGGAGUGGGACUACGGACCCCUGGGAGUCGACACCUUCACUGGGAAACCCCUCACAGAGCCCGACAGUGAUUCCGAGGUGUUCUUUGAGAAAGGGGGCGGGGCUCUGGGUGGGCGGUACCUGAAGGUGCGCUACGUGCGCUACACCGAUGACACGUUCAGCACACGCCACCACGCUGACACACACCUCGGCAUUCUGGGUCCAGUAAUAGCAGCUGAGGUUGGAGACGUCGUCGUGGUAACGUUCUUCAACAGCGCUUCUAGAAACUACAGCAUGCAGCCGCACGGACUGCAGUACGACAAGCAGCAUGAAGGAGCUGAAUAUGGUGUGAGUAGGGGCGGAGCCUCUGUGGCUCCAGGAGGGAAGUUCACCUAUCAGUGGAGAGUACUGGAAGGUCCCGCCCCCUCAGACCCCCCCUGUCAAUCAUACCUGUAUUACUCCGCCCACAAUCCCGUGCGCGAUACCAACUCUGGCCUGGUGGGGGCGCUUAAGAUCUGCAGGAAGGGAGAGCUGGACCAGAUGGACAAGCAGCGGAAGGUGGAUAAGGAGUACUUCCUGCUGUUUGGGAUCUUUGACGAGAAUCAGAGCUGGUACCUUCAGGAGAACAUCCGUUCCUAUGGAGAUGGAAGCAGUGAUCCAAAGGAUGCUGGAUUUAUAGAGAGCAAUAAAAUGCAUGGUGUGAACGGGCGUCUCUAUGGUAACCUGCAGGGGCUGGAGGUGUGUGUGGGGAAUCGUGUGGUCUGGCACACUCUUGGCCUUGGCAGCCAGGUGGAUAUCCAUGGUGUCUAUUUCCAAGGCAACGUCUUCCGUCACCAUGGUAACACACGCGACACACUCAACCUCUUCCCUCACACCAGUGCCACGGUCACCAUGACAACCCACAGAAGCGGUAACUUCUCAGUGAGCUGCAGGACGACAGAUCACUUUGUGGCUGGAAUGAAGCAGAACUACAUCGUAUCACCCUGCGCCUCCUCCACACACACACACACACACACACACACACCCUCACUCACACCCAGCGCACACUACUUCCUGUCUGCGGAGGAAGUGGAGUGGGACUACGCCCCCAACAGAGCUUGGGAGCUGGAGAAGCACAACAGCACUGCAGAGGACAGUCCUGGCGGUGUGUUUGUGGAGAGGGGGGAGGAGCGGAUUGGCUCGCGCUACAAGAAGGUCAUGUUCCGCCAGUACACAGACUCCUCCUACACCACCCGCCAGCCAAUCACAGAGCAGGACACACACCUGGGCAUUCUGGGACCUAUUUUGAGAUUGCAGGUCGGUGAGCAGGUGUGUGUGACCUUGAAGAACAUGGCCAGCCGUCAUUACUCUCUCCACGCCCACGGGGUGGAGCCAGAGCCCCUGCACCAAUCAGAAGUCGCUCCAGGGGAAACCAGGAAGUACCUGUGGAAUGUUCCGGAAAGAGUCGGCCCCAGCGACCCCAACGACCCCAACUGCAUCACCUACGCCUACUACUCCACCGCCAACUACGUCAGGGACCUGGCGAGCGGUUUGGUGGGGCCGUUGAUUGUGUGUCGGCGCGGUGUGCUGGAUGAGAGGCGUCGCCGUGGCGAUGUGGAGCGGGAGUUUGCGCUGCUCUUCAUGGUGUUCGAUGAGAACGAGUCGUGGUACCUGCAGGAGAACAUCAGAACACACACCAGCAACACACACCUGGACCUCAAUGAGCCACACUUCAUGGAGAGCAACAAGAUGCACAGCAUCAAUGGGCGCCUGUAUGGUACUCUGCCGGGUCUGGACAUGCAGGAGGGCGAUAAGACGGACUGGUACCUGCUGGGCCUCGGCAACGAAGUGGACAUGCACACCGUACACUUCCACGCCCACACCUUCACAUACCAGGAAACGAGCACACACCGUGCAGAUGUUUUCGAUCUUUUCCCCGGAACUUUCCAGACGGUGUCAUUGACCGCAAAGCAUGCUGGGACAUGGCUACUGCACUGUCAUGUUGCUGACCACAUUCAUGCUGGCAUGGAGACGACCUACACGAUACACCCAGGAAACCAAAGAUCAAAGACCACAUUGGCCCCUGGCACAGGAGACCAUGAAGGACAACGCAAAAAUGCAGAGAGAAGCAGAAAUGGUGUCAUAGCAGUUGCGGUGGUCACCGUGGUUGCCGUGGUUCUGCUCGGGGUCUGUGUUGCCGUCACGAUUAAAAUCCGUCGUCAGAGAACUGCAGCGCCCCCAUCUGAACUGGAGUUGGCCGAGAGGGAAAGAUUACAAGCAGAUACACAGCCAUCAACCACCCCACACACACACUGACACAUGCACAUUAACAUGGACAUGAACGCACAGACACACACACACACACACACACACACACACACACACACACUCUAACAUGAACACACACACACACACAUUAACAUAAACAUGAACACACACACACACACACACCAUAGUCUAAUAUCAAUGCCCACCUGCCCCCCCCCCCCCCCCCCCCACACACACACACACACACCAUAGUCUCACAAUACCAACCCCCCCACAUACACACACACCUGACAGACAUGAUCACGUGUGCAAUCUACUGUUUGUUUAGUGGUAUUUGUACUCCUGCAGCCGAUUGCACCAGCUGAACGUAAGUUCCGUCCUCAUUUAAACUGUGGAAUUGUUAAAUGUAACAAAGUAUAAGUCGAGAGGAGUUACAUACGCGACCGAUUACACACAUUUAAUUUACUUGAGCAGUGUUUGAAUCAUGUUAUUGGAAAUCGUAGGCCUAUGGACAUAUAUAACACCCACAAAUGUAAUAACUUCCCACAAAUGUAAUAAACCACAAACGUAAUAAAAAUAUGCACUUUUAAAAUUUAAUAAUCCUGCAAACGUAAUAAUUUCCCAUAAAUGUAAUAAGUCGCCUACUGUUAACGUAAUAAAAAAUGUCCCACAAACAUGCCACUGUAUCAGGUUUUAAGCUCUGACAGCAGACUACAUGGUUAGAAAUAUGAGUUCACUGACAAACAAGCUCCAACGUAACAAUUUCACCAAAUCUGUGAUUUAUUACGUUUAUGGGAGGGUAAUGUCAUAAUUUUUUUCAAUGUUCCCACCAAUGUAAUAAUAUCCUGCAUAAAAUACAGUUAUACGAGUAGUCACAUGACCAAGUAUGGUGAGACAAAAAAAUUUGCGCUGCGCGCCAGAUCCAGAGAGUGAACGCAUUGAAACGUGAGAGGUAUGUAUCAACUCGUCUUAAUUAAGGGAAUGACUAAUUUAAUAUGAGUUUAAUAUGAGUUUAUGAGUUUAAUAUGAAAAACGGUGAAGUGUUCCUUUAAGACACAACUUACACCUAAACUUAUGAUCAACCUUACGUUCGACUGAUGCAAUCGGCUGCUGAGUUACACAUAAGGUGAUAACAGCUGCUCACAAAUCACUGCAUGUAUGUUUGUUAUGAGUUCUAAUUGUCGGUUUUGUGCAUUGUGAUGCCUGUAUGUUGUUUGUUAUGAGUUCUAACUAGCCCCGUUUCCAUGGACACUUCUAUUCCGAUUAGAAACGGAAUAACAGCUCGGAAUAAAAAUCGUCAUAUAAACACCUCAAUCGGAAUGGAAAUUCCUGAUCCGAUCAGAAUUUUAAUCGGAAUGGAAGAGGUGGUGUAGUCCGUUCUUAUUCCGAAUGAACACCCAUAUAUACGGUCAUUCAGAUUGACUGCUAUAUCUUCCCAAUGAAAAGUAAGGAACAACGGCUAUUCCAAUCAAAGAUUUUAAAGCGCUUGAAUAGAAAGUGCCAUGUAAACAGACGGCGCAAAAAUGUUCAAUCGGAAUUACAAAAGAACUGUCCAUGUAAACGUGGCUACUGUUUGGUUUGUGCAUUGUGAUGCCUGUAUGUUUGUUAUGAGUUCUUCUUAUAGUUUGUUUUGUGUAUUUUGUAUGGUGUUGAUAAUGUAUGGACAUUGAUUGCAGGUUGUUUUGUUUAAUACGAGUCACUGUUUGUUCUGUGUAUUAUAUGUGGCCAUUUUUUCAGUGUUGUUUUAUAGAUUAUGUGUGUUUAUUGUUUCUACAGUAUGUUGUCUUGGGUAUUUUUGGUUAGGGCUGCAAUACUGAAUUGAUUGAUUAAUUGUCAACUAUCAUUUUAUAACACUUAUUUUAUUAAUCUGUUUGUAUUAUUUAAGGACAAUAAAUAUAUGUAACAAAUAACCUCAGAAUGCUCUGAUAUAUGUCCAGCUUUAUUUACUCCUAAUAUAUUGUGAAAUAUGUAUGCGUGUGGCAUUUGAAAACAUGUUGUUGGGCUUUUGGAAGCACUGAGUAGGGUGAUGGUCUGCACACUGUAAUGGCUCCAAAAAGUU